CCAAGAGCAGUCACAAACACAGAGAGACUUAAAGCCAGAGUUUGCUGUUGUGCCGGACAAGCAUGGAUUUAAGAGAAUUGUUUUUCAUUUCUCUUGGUGCUGCAGUUGUUGUCUACUAUGGAGUGAAACUGCUGCUUUUCAGUAGGAUGCUUUUUCCAAAAAUGUGGUUUCCAGUGUCAAAGUCCUUUUUCACCUCUAUGGGAGAGUGGGCAGUGGUGACUGGUGCUUCAGAAGGCAUAGGACGAGCAUAUGCAUUUGUGCUAGCUGAGCAAGGAAUGAACGUGGUAAUCAUGAGUAGGACCAAAGUAACGUUGGACCAGGUGGCCAAGGAAAUAGGUGAUACCACAGGGCAGAGGGUGAAAGUGAUAGUAACAGACUUCAUAAAGGAAAACAUCUUCAGUGAAAUUGAGGAUGAGCUUAGGGACCUCAACAUUGGGGUUUUAGUCAAUAAUGUAGGCCUGUUGCCCAGCUUCAUCCCCUGCAAAUUUCUUGAUUGUGCAGAGCUGGACCAGACAAUUACAAAGGUGAUAAACUGCAACGUAAAGACUAUGGCUAAGAUGUGCAAAAUAAUCCUUCCAGGCAUGGAGAAAAGAGGCAAAGGGGUGAUUGUGAAUAUUUCGUCUGGAGUAGCUUCUAUUCCGUUCCCCCUGUACACCCUGUAUGCUGCAUCUAAGGUGUUUGUGGAAAGAUUUUCUCAAGGUCUUCAAGCUGAAUACAAAGGGAUUAUUAUACAGGCAGUGGCUCCAUUUGGGGUCUCCACUCGAAUGGCAGCUUACCAACAAACCGGCGGAGUCACUUUUUCACCAGAAGACUUUGUGAAAAGCGCCCUGCAGUACCUCAGAGCUGGAGACAAAACACAUGGCAGUAUCUGUCAUAUAGUUCUGGGCUGGUUACUGCAGUCUAUUCCUCUCAAGAUUCUCCAUGCAGAGUCUAUGCUACAUAAGCUACAAGACUAUGUCAAGAAGAAAUUAACACAGAAGGCAUCCAUCUCUGCAUCAAGAGCGACUUUUGAAAAUGUUCUGUAAAUUACCAGGAACAGCAAUGUAAAGGAAAUAAAUUAUCAUUAUUUGUAUAUAUAAGCCACCCUCAGGAAAGUACCUUUAUCAAUGGCAUUAUUGCUUUCUGUUUAUAAUGUUUAGCCCAGUUUAUACGUCGGUUUUCUGUCGUUUUUAAAAAAUGUUCCACUUCCCUAGCUCCUUGUUUAUCCCUCUUUACAUCUCCGCUUCAUUCCACAUUUACUGAGUCGGUUCUAUUGAAAAAAUUCUUUCAUUUAUUGUCAUUGUCAUAGAGGUGUUAAUUCAAUUAUGUUUUAGCAUUAAGGUUAUAGUUGUACUGUUGUUGUGGUGUUGUACUGGUCUGUAUUAUAUUGAAAUGUGUUUCUAGUUCCCUGACCUUGCUCAUGUAUGUAAAUAGGGAGGACUAAAAAAUCAGAAACAUCUCACAAUAUAUUGUAGUCCUGUAAAACACCACCUUUAGCAAUGACUUUGGUAAUGACGAUUUAUUUGAACUUAUUUACUUGUCAUUUUUGUCGAUACAUCUGCUUGAUUUUAUAGUGAGAAGUGACAUUUAUGGACGUCUAUUUUGAUAUAUUUUGAUUCAGAUUAAACAUCAGAUAGAAAACAAAAAAUUAAAUCAACAAAUCCUCAAAUACCUUUACACACUAAACAUCGUUAGACAGAUGUGUAAAUGCAAUUUACUAGCUCAUGUUUUCAAACUACAUUUCCUUUAAUAUGAACAUUAAUUCUCAUGCACCCCACACACAAACACACACACACUCCUGUAACUGUCAUUAGCAUCUUCCUUUUCUCUCUGAGAUGGAGGAAACGUUUGAUCAGUUGAGUACACCACCAGACAGCUUCGCUAUGGUGUCAGUCACAUUUCUGAAAUCCACAAAACCAGUUGGGGGCCGAAGAGAAUUGAUGAGCUUCCUACCUGAUUCCUGAGAAAUGAGAGUACACUGGAGACCAGGGUUUGAUAGCCUGCUGUUUACAGGAUGAUGUACAGUGUUUAAAGCAUGCAUGGCCAUUCCCUCAUCUGUGCACGCACACAUGCAAAGAGCAGAUUCACACAAGCAUUUGAAUUAGUAUGUGCUACCGAGAUGUCUGACCUAAACGAGUCACUUAUCACGGGGUGACGUGGCUGUUUAGGCAGCCUUGAUGAAUGAUCCUCCCCAUGAGAGACAGUGCAGGGAAUAGGAAAAGUGAGAGAGAGAGAGAGAGAGAGAGAGAGAGAGAGAGAGAGAAGCAGGUUCAGAGUGACCCUGAGCUUAGAUCAUCCAUGCCUGGCCUCACUGUUUAAAAAAGGCAAAGAAUAAUUCAUGUACACAUGAGAAUAGUCUUUAUUCAUAGCUAUUGAGACAGGAACAGCAUUUUUACAACAAUUAAAACAAAACAAAAUCAUAUACAGUAAAAGCAUAUCUAUAGUUUUAUUAAAGGUAAGCUUUAAAAUGUUUUUGGUUUUGCCAGCUUCUAUGGCCCACAGUAAUUAAAAUAGGCCCUUUAAGUUAUGGUUUUUAUAUUAUGGAAUUAUCAACAACUAUUAUAUUUGACCUGGCAUUUAAGUCUUUGGGAUGCUUUCUCUGAUGUGUUAGUUUCCCUUUAGCCCUCCCGGUACUGAUGUGUAUGUGAAUAAUAAAUCUCUGAAUGUACUUUUGCAUAUAUUUUUUACCAGGAUGAAUGUUAACCUGCAGUUGAUUAAUCUCGUAACAUCCAGUUUCAUUUGAUUCCAUCUUUAAGUGAUUUAAGGAUGGAAACAUAGCCUAGUUCCAGUCACACUGUUUUUGUAUCAUUGCUGCACCGUUUCAUUAAAUCAUAAAUUCAG
This is a messenger RNA of Micropterus dolomieu (smallmouth bass), 2820 nucleotides long. RefSeq names its product hydroxysteroid (17-beta) dehydrogenase 3 (gene hsd17b3). The coding region runs from base 63 to 1025 and encodes 320 amino acids. NCBI's taxonomy places the organism in Eukaryota, Metazoa, Chordata, Actinopteri, Centrarchiformes, Centrarchidae. The record is from RefSeq and is a predicted model, not a curated record. Gene Ontology annotation, molecular function: testosterone dehydrogenase (NADP+) activity. Gene Ontology annotation, cellular component: endoplasmic reticulum. The transcript is spliced from 11 exons.